AUAUAGCCUACAACCGAGCUUUUAACUCCCGAGUUCUUUGAACAGGUCACCGUCUACCCUUUUGGUUCUUCAAUUUCCAAAAUCCAAGGUGAUUCAAUAUUUCUAACUUAAGCAAAUAAAAACCAGAUGGCUGCUCACAAGGUCGCACACGCCACCCUAAAAGGCCCAAGUGUUGUAAAGGAGAUCUUCAUCGCCCUUACUUUAGGCAUGGCAGCUGGCGGCAUGUGGAAGAUGCACCACUGGAACGAGCAGAAGAAGACAAGAUCCUUCUACGAUAUGCUUGAGAAAGGUCAGAUCAGCGUUAUUGCUGCUGAAGAGUAGCUUUUGCUAGGCCAUUUCUGGUUUGACGAAGAAUUGAUAAACCAGAAUUUGAAUCUUAUUUUUGAGUUCUCAUUGUUGGUUUGUGGAAUAAAGUAUGGAUACUUGUUGGAGUUGUGCAAAAUAUUGACUUGCAUUACGUAUCUGCUCUCUUUUGGCAAUUGAUAACAAUUUGUACUUGACCUAGAAUAUUAUUCGCAUCUUGAAUAUUUCUCUAUCAUAUCAUGUUCUCUGAGUACA
Messenger RNA from Asparagus officinalis (garden asparagus), 558 nucleotides. Its product is annotated as probable cytochrome c oxidase subunit 5C-1. NCBI's taxonomy places the organism in Eukaryota, Viridiplantae, Streptophyta, Magnoliopsida, Asparagales, Asparagaceae. The transcript has 2 exons. Bases 127 to 321 code for a protein of 64 amino acids. The record is from RefSeq and is a predicted model, not a curated record.